Messenger RNA from Entamoeba invadens IP1, 557 nucleotides. RefSeq lists its product as hypothetical. The transcript has a single exon. The record is from RefSeq and is a predicted model, not a curated record. The annotation marks the transcript as partial. NCBI's taxonomy places the organism in Eukaryota, Evosea, Mastigamoebida, Endamoebidae.
AUGCUAAACACAGUUAUCAAGGCUCGGAACGUGUUGGUGAGUCAGUUGGCUGCUUCUUCGACUCCAGUCGACUCAAUGAAAACGAUCCAACAACUACUCACGAUCCAAAGUACGUCCUUGCGACUUCGGCGGCGCAUCGUACUUUCGAACUUACUCAUGAAAGAUAAAACAGACCUCACAAAGUUCAGCAUUCUCGAGCAGAAGAUGCACAUCAAAAACUUUGAAGACAACCUUGAGGCAAUCAGAAAGGAAAACGCAUUGCUUACUAAAGACUUGGACAAAGCGGAGAGUGUUUUCCAGACGGAGGACGUCACACGGGAAUUGGCAGCGUCUCUCCUUGGAGGAAACGUGUUGUUAAACGCAGUUAGUCGCGGACAAAAUUUUGGGAGCGCCGAGAUGAGGAAGGAAGGCGACGAGAACUGGGAAAAGGUAGCCAUGUCUUUGUACCAGAACCUUCUUUUUGUCAACAAGGGGAAAAGCGAUUCCGUUUAUUGUAUUGUUUACAUCAAUUCAAUUUAUCGGCCGGUCUGCGCCGAAGAACAGAGCAGAAGGUUUAU